Messenger RNA from Cydia amplana, 1734 nucleotides. Its product is annotated as organic cation transporter protein-like. Bases 104 to 1723 code for a protein of 539 amino acids. Gene Ontology annotation, biological process: transmembrane transport. The transcript has a single exon. NCBI's taxonomy places the organism in Eukaryota, Metazoa, Arthropoda, Insecta, Lepidoptera, Tortricidae. The record is from RefSeq and is a predicted model, not a curated record. Gene Ontology annotation, molecular function: transmembrane transporter activity. Gene Ontology annotation, cellular component: membrane.
AUAGUUGCCACUCAUAUUUAUUCAAGCACUCGCGCAUCUCGGAGACUAAGAAAACGAAACAGACUUAGUUUAAAAUAUUGGAAUUUACUUUUCGGCUACAACGAUGACUGAAAGUGUCAGUGAAGGUGCAACGAAACUGGAUUUUGAAACUGUUUUGAAUAAUGUCGUAGGAGAAUUUGGCAAAUACCAGUUCAUUAGUAUCUUAUUGUUAGCAAUACCAGCGGCGUGUUCGGGGUUUAUGGCUGGAGAUUACAUUUUUACUGCAGCCAGGCUUCCACAUCGAUGCGCCGUGCCACUAUGUGAUGGAUUAGAACCAGAGUACCUACCGGACUGGAUAUCAAAUGCAAUACCAGAAACUGCCACAGGCUUUGAUGAAUGUAACCGAUAUAUAAACAUAACAGACAGUAGUAAUACUACUCUGGGUGAUGAGUGUCCCGUAAGCAUGUUUGACAGAAAUAGAACCGAGUCUUGUGACAGCUUCGUGUUCGAGACAACGAACACCGUUGUGUAUGAUUUUAAUUUACAAUGCCAAGAAUGGCGAAGAGCUCUGGCUGGGACGUUCAAUAGCGUUGGAGGAAUGGUAGCUCUAAUUAUUGCCGGUUACAUAUCGGACAACUUGGGUCGACGAAUGUCUAUAAUAUUUUUUGGAUUUAACGAAGCACUGACUGGUCUGAUAAGAGCAUUUUCCGUUAACUAUGCGAUGUACGUUGCUUUUCAAUUUUUGCAGACGGCAACCGGCGGCGGGAUAUAUAGCGCCAGUUACAUUCUAGCGACAGAACUAGUUGGGCCAAAGUACCGUGUUCUUACAAGCGCUACAAUGUCAUCUGCAUUUGCUGCGGGUCAAAUGAUAGUGGGCCUUGUAGCUUCAGUAGUAACGGAAUGGCGACAUUUAACCUUGGUGCUCUUUUGCCCCGUAUUUCUUAUAGUGUUUUACCACUGGAUUGUUCAUGAAAGUCACCGUUGGUUGCUGAGCCAAAAUAAACAGGAACAAGCUAGAGCCACGCUUAAUCACGUAGCUGGUGUCAAUGGACGUACUAUUUUAGUGUCCGAUAUGGAAUACUUGUUGACAGCGAUACCAAGAAAAAUAGAAGCAAACAAGAGUGAUACCAAAACACCUUUAUUUAUGCGAGUCGUUAAAAGUCGUGUUAUGUUACGAAGGUGUUGCACUACUCCGGUUUGGUGGAUUACUACUACUUUCAUUUACUAUGGUUUGUCAAUAAACUCAGUUAGUCUCUCAGGAAAUAUGUAUAUGAAUUAUGUUUCGACCGCAGCCGUAGAAAUUCCAGGCUAUUGGAUGGCAGUUUUAGUAUUGGAUAGAAUAGGAAGAAAAGUGACUUUAUUUACGGGUUACAUGUCGUGCGCCAUUUGUUGCAUUUCAUUUGCUUUUAUCCCUAAUAAUAUGUAUGGUUUGUCACUAGCUUUAUACCUUACUGGCAAAUUUAGUAUAGCUGCCGUCUUCACUUCAUUGUAUUUGUAUACUUCUGAAUUGUAUCCUACGAGGCAUCGACACUCGUUCCUGGGGUAUUCUUCAAUGAUGGGUCGCAUAGGUUCCAUUAUAUCUCCACUGACACCGCCUCUGAUGGAGUAUUGGUCGGGAAUACCGUCGGUGCUGUUCGGCGCGAUGGCGGUCAUCUCGGCGGUGUUGGUUCUCUCGCAGCCGGAAACCUUAGGAACCAAACUACCAGACACCAUAGAAGACGCGGAGCUUGUUGGAUCUGCGUAAAAGAAUAAUAU